AUGCCUGUACUUGGGGUUGCCUCAAAACUGAGACAGCCAGCUGUUGGGUCAAAGCCUGUUCAUACUGCUCUUCCGAUACCAAAUCUGGGCACUACUGGGUCACAGCCCUAUUCUUCAAGACCUUUGGAACUUACUGAACCAGAGAGCUCAAUGCUUUCUUGUCAGCUCACAUUAAAAUCAACCUGUGAAUUUGGAGAGAAGAAACCCUUCCAAGAAAAAGCUAAAGAGACAGAAGACAGUAAGAUUUAUACUGACUGGGCCAACCACUACCUAGCAAAAUCGGGCCACAAGCGGCUGAUCAAGGAUUUGCAGCAAGACAUUGCAGAUGGAGUCCUGCUAGCCGAAAUCAUCCAGAUCAUUGCAAAUGAAAAAGUUGAAGAUAUCAAUGGAUGUCCUAGGAGUCAAUCUCAGAUGAUUGAAAAUGUUGAUGUCUGCCUUAGUUUUCUAGCAGCCAGAGGAGUAAAUGUUCAAGGUCUAUCCGCUGAAGAAAUAAGAAAUGGAAACUUAAAAGCCAUUCUAGGGCUGUUUUUCAGUUUGUCUCGCUACAAGCAGCAACAACACCAUCAACAACAGUAUUACCAGUCUCUGGUGGAGCUUCAGCAGCGAGUCAGCCACGCCUCCCCUCAGGCAGAAGCCAGUCAGGCCAAAACCCAACAAGAUAUGCAGUCCAGUCUGGCAGCCAGAUAUGCAACUCAGUCUAAUCACAGUGGAAUUGCAACCAGUCAAAAAAAGCCUACUAGGCUUCCAGGUCCCUCUAGGGUACCAGCUGCCGGCAGCUGCAGCAAGGUCCAGGGAGCCUCUAAUUUAAAUAGGAGAAGUCAGAGCUUUAACAGCAUCGACAAAAACAAGCCUCCAAAUUAUGCAAAUGGCAAUGAAAAAGAUUCCUCCAAAGGACCUCAGCCAUCUUCAGGUGUCAAUGGUAACACGCAGCCCCCUGGCACCGUGGGGCAGCCCCCCGCCUCUGCCAUCCCUUCUCCGAGCGCCAGCAAGCCCUGGCGGAGCAAGUCCAUGAAUGUCAAGCACAGCGCCACCUCCACCAUGCUGACCGUGAAGCAGUCCAGCCCAGCCACCUCCCCCACACCACCUGCAGACAGACUGAAGCCCCCUGUCUCAGAAGGGGUCAAAACAGCCUCCACGGGACAGAAAUCCAUGCUUGAAAAAUUCAAGCUGGUCAAUGCGCGGACUGCUUUACGCCCCCCACAGUCUCCCAGCUUGGGGCCCAGUGAUGGGGGGAAGGAUGACGAUGCCUUUUCUGAAUCUGGUGAGAUGGAAGGUUUUAACAGUGGUCUGAAUAGUGGUGGCUCAACCAAUAGCAGUCCCAAAGUGUCCCCUAAAUUAGCCCCUCCAAAAGCUGGAAGCAAAAAUCUCAGCAAUAAAAAGUCUUUGCUACAGCCAAAGGAAAAAGAGGAAAAGAACAGGGACAAAAAUAAAGUUUGCACUGAAAAACCAGUCAAGGACGAGAAGGAUCAGGUGACAGAGACAGCUCCGAAAAAGACCUCUAAAAUUGCAAGCUUGAUCCCAAAGGGUAGCAAGACGGCAGCGGCCAAGAAAGAAAGCCUAAUCCCCUCUUCCAGUGGCAUUCCAAAACCGGGCUCGAAGGUGCCCACAGCAAAGCAGACCGUUUCACCAGGCAGUGCAAUGAGCAAAGAGUCGGAGAAAUUCAGGACUACCAAGGGAAGCCCUUCCCAGUCCUUACCUAAGCCCACGAGCACUGAGAAAGCAAGCACAUCCAAUUGCCCUGCUCCUUUGGAAGGAAGGGAAGCCAGCCACGCCCCUCCCGCCGGCUCCUGUGCUGUGCUGGUGGCACCAGGCGGGGGGCAGGCCACGGGGAACGGUGCUGUCCACCUCCCCCAGCAGCAGCAACACAGCCACCCCAACACGGCCACGGUGGCUCCAUUCAUCUACAGAUCACAUUCAGAAAAUGAAGGCACCUCUUUACCAUCUGCUGAGUCCUGUACCAGUCCUACUAAGAUGGAUUUAUCAUAUAAUAAAACUGCUAAGCAGUGCCUAGAGGAGAUAUCUGGUGAAGACCCUGAAACAAGGAGAAUGAGAACAGUUAAAAACAUAGCAGAUUUGAGGCAAAAUUUAGAGGAGACUAUGUCCAGUCUUCGUGGGACCCAGAUAAGCCACAGCACCCUGGAGACAACAUUUGACAGCACUGUGACAACAGAAGUGAAUGGAAGGACCAUACCCAACUUGACAAGCCGACCCACUCCCAUGACCUGGAGGUUGGGUCAGGCGUGUCCUCGACUUCAGGCUGGAGAUGCUCCCUCCCUGGGGGCUGGCUACUCCCGCAGUGGUACCAGCCGAUUCAUUCACACAGACCCCUCGAGGUUCAUGUACACAACACCUCUCCGUCGAGCAGCCGUCUCUCGACUAGGAAACAUAACCCAAGUUGACAUGAGUGAGAAAGCAAGCAGUGACCUGGACAUGUCUUCUGAAGUUGACGUUGGUGGAUAUAUGAGUGAUGGUGAUAUCCUUGGAAAAAGUCUCAGGGCUGAUGACAUCAACAGUGGGUACAUGACAGAUGGAGGGCUGAACCUGUAUACUAGAAGUCUGAACCGAAUACCAGACACAGCCACUUCCAGAGACGUCAUCCAGAGAGGAGUUCAUGAUGUGACAGUGGAUGCAGACAGCUGGGAUGACAGCAGCUCUGUGAGUAGUGGUCUCAGUGACACCCUUGAUAACAUCAGCACCGAUGACUUGAACACCACAUCCUCGGUCAGCUCUUACUCCAACAUCACUGUCCCCUCCAGGAAGAACACCCAGCUGAAGACAGAUUCAGAGAAACGCUCUACAACAGACGAGACAUGGGAUACUACUGAGGAGCUGAGAAAAACAGAAGAGGACUUCGACAGCCAUGGGGAUGGCGCUGGCAAGUGGAAGGGUGUUUCCUCAGGACUUCCUGAAGACCCCGAGAAGACAGGGCAGAAAGCCUCCCUGUCCAUCUCACAGACAGGUUCCUGGAGGAGGGGCAUGUCUGCCCAAGGAGGAGCGCCAUCUAGGCAGAAAGCUGGAACGAGUGCACUCAAGACCCCGGGGAAAACUGAUGAUGCCAAAGCUUCUGAGAAAGGCAAAACUCCCCUGAAAGGAUCAUCUCUACAGAGGUCUCCUUCAGAUGCUGGCAAAAGCAGUGGAGAUGAGGGGAAAAAGCCCCCCUCAGGCAUUGGAAGAUCCACAGCUCCCGGCUCUUUUGGUUUUAAGAAACCAAGUGGAGUAGGGUCAUCUACUAUGAUCACAAGCAGCGGAGCAACAAUAACAAGUGGGUCGGCCACCCUGGGUAAAAUUCCCAAAUCUGCUGCCAUUGGUGGGAAGUCAAAUGCAGGGAGAAAAACCAGUCUGGACGGAUCCCAGAAUCAGGAUGAUGGUGUCCUGCACGUGAGCUCCAAGACCUCCCUCCAGUACCGCAGCCUGCCCCGCCCUUCAAAAUCCAGCACCAGCGGCAUCCCUGGCCGAGGCGGCCACAGGUCCAGCACCAGCAGUAUCGAUUCCAACGUCAGCAGCAAGUCAGCUGGUGCCUCCACCUCGAAACUCAGAGAACCCACUAAGAUUGGGUCAGGGCGCUCGAGCCCCGUCACUGUCAACCAGACGGACAAGGAAAAGGAAAAAGUAGCUGUCUCAGAUUCAGAGAGCGUUUCUUUGUCAGGUUCCCCCAAAUCCAGCCCCACCUCUGCCAGUGCCUGUGGGACCCAAGGGCUCAGGCAGCCAGGAUCCAAGUAUCCUGACAUUGCCUCACCUACAUUUCGAAGGUUGUUUGGUGCCAAGGCAGGUGGCAAAUCUGCCUCUGCACCUAAUACUGAGGGUGUGAAAUCCUCCUCAGUAAUGCCCAGUCCUAGUACCACAUUAGCGCGGCAAGGCAGUCUGGAAUCACCGUCGUCCGGUACGGGCAGCAUGGGCAGUGCUGGUGGGCUAAGUGGCAGCAGCAGCCCUCUCUUCAGUAAGCCCUCAGACUUAACUACAGACGUUAUAAGCUUAAGUCACUCGUUGGCUUCCAGCCCAGCGUCGGUCCACUCUUUCACAUCAGGUGGUCUCGUGUGGGCUGCCAAUCUGAGCAGUUCCUCUGCCGGCAGCAAGGACACUCCGAGUUACCAGUCCAUGACUAGCCUCCAUACGAGCUCUGAGUCUAUUGACCUCCCCCUCAGCCAUCAUGGCUCCCUGUCUGGACUGACCACAGGCACUCACGAGGUGCAGAGCCUGCUCAUGAGAACGGGUAGUGUGAGAUCUACUCUCUCAGAAAGCAUGCAGCUUGACAGAAAUACACUACCCAAAAAGGGACUAAGAUACACUCCAUCAUCUCGGCAGGCCAGCCAAGAAGAGGGCAAGGAGUGGCUGCGCUCCCAUUCCACCGGAGGGCUGCAGGAUGCUGGCAACCAGUCCCCUCUGCUCUCCCCUUCUGCCAUGUCAUCUUGCGCCACAGGAAAAUAUCACUUUUCCAACUUGGUGAGCCCAACCAAUCUGUCUCAGUUUAACCUUCCUGGGCCCAGCAUGAUGCGCUCAAAUAGCAUCCCAGCCCAAGACUCUUCCUUCGAUCUCUAUGAUGACUCCCAGCUUUGUGGGAGUGCCACGUCUCUGGAAGAAAGGCCACGUGCCAUCAGUCACUCGGGCUCAUUCCGAGACAGCAUGGAAGAAGUUCAUGGCUCUUCAUUAUCACUGGUCUCCAGCACUUCUUCUCUUUAUUCAACAGCUGAAGAAAAAGCUCAUUCAGAGCAAAUCCACAAACUGCGGCGAGAGCUGGUUGCAUCACAAGAAAAAGUUGCUACUCUCACAUCUCAACUGUCAGCAAAUGCUCACCUCGUAGCAGCUUUUGAAAAGAGUUUAGGGAAUAUGACUGGCCGACUGCAAAGUCUAACCAUGACAGCAGAACAGAAGGAGUCUGAACUUAUAGAACUAAGAGAAACCAUUGAAAUGCUGAAGGCCCAGAACUCUGCUGCCCAGGCAGCUAUUCAGGGAGCGCUGAACGGUCCAGACCACCCUCCCAAAGAUCUCCGCAUCAGAAGACAGCAUUCCUCUGAAAGUGUUUCUAGUAUCAACAGUGCCACAAGCCAUUCCAGCAUUGGUAGUGGUAAUGAUGCUGACUCCAAGAAAAAGAAAAAGAAAAACUGGGUGAACUCUAGAGGAAGUGAGCUGAGAAGCUCAUUCAAACAAGCCUUUGGGAAGAAAAAGUCCACCAAGCCUCCUUCCUCACAUUCGGACAUUGAAGAGCUCACUGACUCAUCCCUCCCAGCAUCACCAAAAGUGCCGCAUAAUGUGGGUGACUGUGGGUCCACAUCCAUGAAGCCCUCACAGUCAGCCUCAGCGUCACCCCUUGUCUGGCCACCAAAGAAACGGCAAAAUGGCCCUGUGAUCUACAAACAUAGAUCCCGGAUCUGUGAAUGCACGGAGGCUGAGGCAGAGAUAAUUCUGCAGCUGAAGAGUGAGCUCAGAGAAAAGGAAUUAAAAUUAACAGAUAUUCGACUGGAAGCCCUCAGCUCUGCUCAUCAUCUUGACCAGAUCCGGGAAGCUAUGAACCGGAUGCAGAAUGAAAUAGAAAUACUGAAGGCAGAAAAUGACCGGUUGAAGGCAGAAACUGGUAACACGGCUAAGCCUGCUCGUCCACCGUCAGAAUCCUCAAGUAGCACAUCCUCCUCAUCUCCACGGCAGUCGUUAGGACUUUCCCUAAACAAUCUGAACAUCACAGAGUCUGUUACCUCAGAUGUUUUGCUAGAUGAUGCUGGUGCUGGUGAUGCAACUGGACACAAAGAUGGCCGCAGUGUGAAAAUUAUCGUCUCCAUAAGCAAGGGCUAUGGCCGAGCAAAGGAUCAGAAGUCUCAGGCAUAUUUGAUAGGAUCCAUUGGCGUUAGUGGAAAAACCAAGUGGGAUGUCUUAGAUGGUGUAAUUAGACGUCUCUUUAAGGAAUAUGUGUUCCGAAUUGAUACAUCCACUAGCCUUGGUCUGAGCUCUGACUGCAUUGCUAGCUACUGUAUAGGAGAUUUAAUUAGAUCCCAUAGCCUAGAAGUGCCUGAACUGCUGCCUUGUGGAUACCUUGUUGGAGAUAAUAACAUCAUUACUGUGAACCUGAAAGGGGUAGAAGAAAACAGUUUGGACAGUUUUGUUUUUGAUACACUGAUUCCUAAACCAAUUACCCAAAGGUACUUUAACUUGUUGAUGGAGCAUCACAGAAUUAUACUCUCAGGACCUAGUGGUACUGGAAAGACCUAUUUAGCAAAUAAACUUGCUGAAUAUGUAAUAACCAAAUCUGGGAGGAAAAAAACAGAGGAUGCAAUUGCCACUUUUAAUGUGGACCACAAGUCAAGUAAGGAGUUGCAACAGUAUCUAGCUAACCUGGCUGAACAGUGCAGUGCUGAUAAUAAUGGUGUAGAACUCCCUGUUGUAAUAAUCCUUGAUAAUCUUCAUCAUGUGGGCUCUUUGAGUGAUAUCUUCAAUGGUUUUCUCAACUGUAAAUACAACAAAUGUCCAUAUAUUAUUGGAACAAUGAAUCAGGGAGUUUCUUCAUCACCAAAUCUAGAGCUGCAUCACAAUUUCAGGUGGGUGCUAUGCGCGAACCACACAGAACCAGUGAAAGGCUUUUUAGGCAGAUAUCUUCGAAGGAAACUGAUAGAGAUAGAGAUUGAAAGGAACAUACGCAAUAAUGACUUAGUCAAAAUUAUAGAUUGGAUUCCUAAGACAUGGCAUCAUCUCAACAGUUUUUUGGAAACACACAGUUCUUCUGAUGUUACCAUUGGCCCCCGACUUUUCCUUCCUUGUCCUAUGGAUGUAGAAGGUUCUAGAGUGUGGUUCAUGGAUCUCUGGAACUAUUCUUUGGUACCUUACAUUCUGGAGGCAGUGAGAGAAGGUCUUCAGAUGUAUGGGAAACGGGCACCUUGGGAAGACCCCUCAAAGUGGGUGCUUGACACAUACCCAUGGAGCUCAGCAUCUCUGCCUCAGGAUGGUCCAACAUUACUUCAGUUGCGACCAGAAGAUGUUGGGUAUGAGGGCUGCGUAGCCACUAAGGAAGCCACAACCUCGAAGCACAUUCCACAGAGUGACACAGAAGGGGAUCCUCUGAUGAAUAUGCUAAUGAAACUCCAAGAAGCAGCCAAUUACUCGGGCACACAAAGCUGUGACAGCGAUAGCACCAGCCACCAUGAAGACAUUCUAGAUUCAUCUCUUGAAUCCACUCUCUAG
Messenger RNA from Callorhinus ursinus (northern fur seal), 7164 nucleotides. The record is from RefSeq and is a predicted model, not a curated record. Lineage: Eukaryota; Metazoa; Chordata; Mammalia; Carnivora; Otariidae.